UCAGAAUCGCCUUGGGUCCGGUCGCAAAAAUGGCGUCGUCCGCCUCCUCUCGUACUUCGGCGGGGAAGCGAGUGGUAAAUCAGGACGAACUGCGGCGGUUGAUGAAGGAGAAGCAACGUUUGAGCACCAAUCGGAAACGGAUAGAAUCUCCAUUCGCGAAGUAUAACCGUUUGGGGCAGCUGAGUUGUGUCCUAUGUAACACCUCGGUUAAGAGUGAGCUUCUGUGGCAGACUCAUGUCCUGGGAAAGCAGCACAGAGAGAAAGUGGCGGAACUGAAAGGCACGAAGGAAGCCACCCAGGGAUUGUCCGCCAGUGCAGAGCAUCAGUCCGCCAAAAGAAAGGCAACGGACGCAGAGGACCGAGAUGCCAAGAGAGCGAAGGCCUCCACGGUGCCCCAGGUACAGCCUUCCACGUCCGCUUUGCCCACUAACUUUGAUAAAACAGGAAAGGAGUCCACUAAAGCGACCCCCAGUAAUACUGCAAGACUAGGUUUACUCCCUGAUUAUGAAGAUGAAGAGGAGGAGGAGGAAGAGGAGGAGGGAGAAGGGAAAAAGGAGGACGCUAGCAGGGUGCCGCCUGACGCACAGGGCAAGGAACACUCACUCGCCUCCUCGAGAGAGACAGCAAAUAGUGUGCUGCCAAACGAUUUAUUUGAUACAAAUCCUCCCAAGGCCCCCUUAAUCCCUCAUUCAGGGUCAAUUGAGAAAGCAGAAAUACAUGAAAAGGUGGUGGAAAGGAGAGAGAACACUGCGGAAGCAUUACCAGAAGGUUUUUUUGAUGACCCUGAAGUAGAUGCGAGGGUUCGAAAGGUUGAUGCCCCGAAGGAUCAGAUGGACAAAGAGUGGGACGAAUUUCAAAAAGCUAUAAGGCAGGUCAACACUAUUUCCGAAGCCAUAGUUGCUGAAGAAGAUGAGGAGGGACGGUUGGACCGGCAGAUUGGGGAGAUCGAUGAGCAGAUAGAGUGUUACCGUCGAGUGGAAAAGCUGCGGAAUCGCCAGGAUGAAAUAAAAAAUAAGCUUAAAGAGGUUCUGACCAUAAAAGAACUGCAGAAAAAGGAAGAGGAAAAUGUUGACAGUGACGAUGAGGGAGAACUGCAGGAUUUGUUGUCUCAGGAUUGGAGGGUGAAAGGGGCUUUGUUAUAG
Orycteropus afer afer is the source of this 1142-nucleotide messenger RNA. RefSeq names its product zinc finger protein 830 (gene ZNF830). Gene Ontology annotation, cellular component: spliceosomal complex; nucleus. Gene Ontology annotation, molecular function: zinc ion binding; nucleic acid binding. Gene Ontology annotation, biological process: mitotic DNA damage checkpoint signaling; mitotic DNA replication checkpoint signaling; nuclear DNA replication. NCBI's taxonomy places the organism in Eukaryota, Metazoa, Chordata, Mammalia, Tubulidentata, Orycteropodidae. The record is from RefSeq and is a predicted model, not a curated record.